Lineus longissimus is the source of this 9579-nucleotide messenger RNA. RefSeq lists its product as uncharacterized. The coding region runs from base 98 to 5998 and encodes 1966 amino acids. Gene Ontology annotation, molecular function: protein binding. Lineage: Eukaryota; Metazoa; Nemertea; Pilidiophora; Heteronemertea; Lineidae. The record is from RefSeq and is a predicted model, not a curated record. The transcript is spliced from 15 exons.
CCGCUAAUGGCGCUCUGGUAUAUCGACUUUAAAUUUCGUGCUCUACAUUUUCGUCUUUAAUGCGCCUCAUACUGCAUGAAUAGACUUAAAAUCAAAGAUGUCGGGUAGAGGCAUUUCUGUUGUACAACUUUACCAUGCUUGGCUCAACUCGAUCCUUAACGAGGAGGACCUGCACAUCGCCAACCUGACAGAGCUACAAGAUGGUGUGACCCUCUAUCACCUGAUUGGGAUCCUCUACCCCGACAGCAAGGACGAUCACAAAUUUCAGGCUUCAAGAGAAAAGAUUGCUAUCCAGCGGUUGCAGGGUGUCCUUGACCUUCUCUACCGGAAUGGAGUAAAGAUUUCUGUAGGAGCCCAUGAAAUACUUCAAGGAGACACGAAAGCCUUACUGGAUGUCCUCUGGGGAAUUAUACUAAACUUCUUCAUACAUACACCAGAGCGCCCACCCACCCAGAGGACUGUCCGUGUUGCCAAACGUAACCUCCUUGAUUGGUGCAAGCAGCAGCAGCCAGACCUCGCCUUCAACAUCCAUGCCAGCCUCGGCAAGAAUUUUGGUAAAUCUGACGUCCUGGCAAGAAUAAUAAGUACAAAUUGCAGAGUCGAAGAAUCAGAGGAACUUAUAGAAUAUUUAUCCAAUGCUGUCUCGGCCACUGAAGAUCAGUUAGGAAUCGAUAAAGACAUUUUGAACCCAGUGGACAUAAUUGAUGGAACGAUCGAUGAACAUGCAUUGUUGGUUUACCUGGCUUUAGUCAAACGGAAGAGUCAAUUGAAGGGAAAGUCCAAUGAUCCUACCUCAACCAUACCCAACGGCAUCCCAGAAGUGUUGAACAAUCCAGUAUUACUGAACACAAACAAUUUGAGACGUUCCCCUUCACCUAAGCCUACAAGCCUUAGAAACAGCCCAACACCUGAGACUGACAGUCCCAGAAAUAGCCCAAUACCCAAAGCAGCUAGCCCAAGAAACAGCCCGAUACCCAAGGCAGCUAGCCCCAGAAACAGCCCGAUACCCAAGGAAGCUAGCCACAGAAACAGCCCAAUACCGAAGGCAGCUAGCCCCAGAAACAGCCCGAUACCCAAGGCAGAUAGCCCCAGAAACAGCCCAGCACCCAAGACAGAUAGCCCCAGAAACAGCCCAGCACCCAAGACAGAUAGCCCCAGAAACAGCCCGAUACCCAAGGCAGCUAGCCUAAGAAACAGCCCAAUACCUGUUCAUAGGCCUGUCAGUCCUCGUCAAGAGACCAGCACCCCUACCGAAGUCUGUCGGCCAUCUCCACGCUAUUCACUGCUCAAUAAGGUAGAACUGGACUUUGAUGAUAACCCUAUAACAUUUGAAGUGCCUUCAAGCUCAACUCCUCGUUCUUCUCUAACUUCACCUCGGAGAUCACCAGUGCCAUCUCCUAACCGGCCGUUGUCUCCGGCUACCAAUAUAAGAAAUAACAGACCGAUAUCACCAAGGACGAACCAAGAGCACAAUCCUGAUAUUGAACUCAUCAUCGAUUUGACUGAUUCUGGGGACAACUUUGUGGAAAAUUCCCUGUUAAUUUCACCAAGGAAACCUGUGGAAACCACACCACAGCAGACGUAUUCAGCCUUGCACCAGAGGUCACAAUCAACUUCUCCCAGCAGGACACAGUUGACCUCAUCUGAGAGGACACAUUCAACCUCACCCCAGAGGACAAUCAGCCCACAGUCUUUCAACGUGAACCAUGUCUACAGUCCACGAAACUCGCCAUCGAUAGAAGCAGACGACUUUCGCUCAAGAUCACCGCUAGGAUCGCCAGGAGCGGCUCGACGCCAGAAGGCUGCAUCGCCGCUUGGGAGCCCGAGAGCGAGAUCCCCGCGUUUGACGUCACCGAGAAUUAACGGUCACAGAGGAAUGAACGGUUACUCUACCAUGGAUCCAGGUGACAGGCUCGAUUUCAAUGGGUUUGAUGAAAAGGGUAAUGGAAACUUGUCGGACACUGAGCAGCCAAAUUCGGCACGAUCUGGUCGCACGGACACAUCUGAUUGGCUCUCCUCUUCGUCGGGAUCAGUCCACGCGUAUAACGUCGCGAGAGGAAAUGACGAAAUCGCCGACAGUGGCGUGGAUACGGAAUUAGCCGAGGCAAUCAAAAAUAAGGUGUCUGAACAUUUUGAAAUUGACAGUCAGCAGAAUACGCCUCGUGUUGAGGAGAAUCCUGGCGAUGUCACGUUAACGGGACAGACGAACUCUGGUCUUGGCAUGUGUAAAUCCAUGAGUAAUGACGAUCUUCUAACGAUGCUUGAAGCCAUCGGCCACCAGGGGAAAACGUUAAGGGAUGAAUUAAUUAAUCGUGAGCAAGAACUGAUGUUAAUGCAAGUUCAGAGUGACGAUUCGAACAUGGGUUUGGGCUUGGCUCAGAAAUACGAAGAAGACGUUGAGUUUUUAAAACGUGAAAAUGAAAAACUAGCUAAGGAAGUGGCCAGUGCUAAAACUGCUGUAUUGCCAGAACGUGAAAUCGUGAACACGCUUCUCUCUGAAAUUGGCGUUAUGAGAGAGAAAAUGGACGCUGUAGAAACGACAGCGUUGAGUCCGAGAGAUAAUAAUUCACCGCGGUUGGAUUUAGAUAGUGGUUUUAAGGAAAGUGUGCAACGGUUGAGUCACAGUAUGGAUAAUUUAGAUCAAAAGUUAGGCAUGAUCAACCAGGGGAGUAACUCGACGAGUGUGGACUCACUUCAUGACCGGGGGUCGCUAUUUGCCAGUAGUCCAGAGACGAAACCGCCAAGUGGUGCAUUCAAACAUGCUGAGUUGAGAUGGCAUGACCAGGAGAAGGCUCUGAAAGAGCAGAUAGCUGCACAGAGACGAAAAAUAAACGAAUUAGAAUCAAUGGUCACACUUACAAAGAACGACAACAAGGACCUUCAGAAGAAACUCGACAAGGCGAGUACGAACAUAGCAAAUCGGGUGAACGAGAUGGACGCCAUGAUCAACGAGACGAGAAACGAAAUGGACACGAUCCAAAUGGAAAAUGACGAACUGAAGGAAUAUCGCAAAAAGGACAAACAAACUAUGAAGAAGUUGGAAGAAGAUAUUGAGACGUUGGAGAAGAAGAUUGGAAAUCUCCAGAGAGAGAAUAGUAGUUUGACUGAUCAACUGCAGGCGAAUAUGAAGAAAUCACAGGCACUUGAGGGAACCCCUGGUCGACUAGAAGCGCUCACGAAAGAAAACACAACUCUGAAGGAAAAGUUAGCUGCUGCUGGUGAAGAAAAGAAACAACUUCAACAGGAUUGUACGAAGUACAUCCAGAGAUGCCGUGAAGUCGAGAGUAGGGCGAGCCGAAAUUCCUCACCACAGAAAACCGCCCCAGAGCAUAGUCCGUCAAAGUCUAGCAGACCAGAUAGUCCUACAAAACAGAACACAUCAUCAAUGAGUAGUCCUGUGAAACAGAGUACAUCAGCAAGCAGGAGUCCUUUGAAACAGAACCCGCCUGCUACGAGUAGUCCUGUGAAACCAAACCAGUUUGUCACAAGUACUCCGGUAAAACACAAUGUUCCAGUCUCCGGUAGUUCUGCUAAAUCGAACAAUGGUGCCCCAUCAGUUGUGACUAAUGGUCAUCCACAUAAUCCAGCUAUGGUUCGGGCUGCAGCGAUGACGGAUGUUGUAAGUUCACCGAGCGUGUCACCAAUAUCAACUCUAAAACAUGACCCACGAAAUGUGGAUGACCAAAGGAAGUCAACGUCAUCUCCAACGAAAUAUAUCGCAGAAAAACCAAACAGGUAUGUGCAGGGACAUUUACGCGAGGAAGUAAGUCCUGAAAGACCGAGUCUUAAUCCAGGGAAUAGGUAUCAGCACCAUGAACGCAUCAUGAUCCAAGCAAAGCAUGCAAUGCAUGAGGCAGAGAAUAAUCCACCGGUUAUAGAAAAGAAAGAGCAGCCAAUUGAUUUAGCGGAAUUGUCGCUAAAAUACCCUGAACUUGAUCGAUACAGUCACAAGGCAUGGCCUGAUGAGUUGACAAGAGUUUCACCUGAGGAACAGAGUUUUGAGGAGGUUGUUGAGCGAGUUUCUGCGGUCAGUAAGACAUUAGACUCAGAGAUGGAAAAAUCUAUACAUUUGUAUCAAAAGAUGCAGACACCAAAGGUUCAGCCGAUUUCUCGGGUGAGGUUGAGAUCGGAUGAAUCUGUAAGGUCGUCGGAAAGAAGCUCGGAGCCUCGUAGAACGAGUGCUGAUGAGCGAAGGGGCGAUUCGGAGCACAGAUACACUCCUCCACCAAGACGUACUAGGGAAGAGAGGCCGGAGUCAUCGAAGCUUGGUCAUAGGAGGACUCACUCCGCUUCUGGAGAGAAACCAGAAAAGUCUGUGGCAGUAGAUGAGUCGAGUCGCCACAGGCAAAAGCAGUUUGGGUCACUACAGAAUCUUUCAUCACGUGAUAGAUCUGCUCAUCAUGCUGUUGAUCAUAGGAACGGUCCAAGUGGUGAUGCCACAGCUUCUUCAGGCAGGCCAGUAUAUAGGGCGUCCAGUGCUGAGCGAUUGGCCAACAGGGGUCCCCCAGCAAGGGCACAUCAGGAAUCAACCCCCUCAAGGACUUCACCUCAGGAACCCAAUGUCCAGACCCCAAGCAGAAGUUCAGAUAUCCGUAACAUUUUGCAGAAAAGGUUUGGCAGUGCUCCUCUUCCCCCACGAAUGAGUGCAGCUAUGAGGGUGAGAAAGUCGGACGAAAGUACCCCCACCAGACCUAGUGGACAGUAUUCUGAUAGCAGACCUACUGGUCAUAGAGGGACCGCCCCCGUCAAAGUUGUUCAUGCACCACAUGAAGCAGUUCAUCAGGAACAGUAUCAACAAACACCGUUAUCAGCUUGGAAUGAUGAUAGCAAUGAUAGGCCUAGGGAUCGACAGAGAAAUCGGGAAUCUAUGCCCAGACGACGGAUGUACCAGAAUGAAGAGGAAUCUCGGCCAUCAAGGUCAGAGGAGAGAAAUCCUGUUGGAAGUAGGCAUGAGUCAGGCCUAAAGUAUCGAGAUCAUAUGCCGAAUAGAGAAUCUGACAGGUAUGUGAGCCGGGAGCAGUUUGACGUCAGGGAUCAAAGGCAACCGCAAACAACACCUCCAGUGAUCAUGGUAACGCCGCCUGAUGAGCAGUUGAAGGAGGUACCUCGGGCUCGCCAGUACAGGAGAUUCUCCGGGUCAGGACCAGAUACCGAGACGCGUAGAGCAGAGGAAUCAGAGAGUCCUGUGUAUUCAAGAGAUCGGGAUGGCAGGCCUCCCUCAUCCCAUCGGAGAACACCAGAGAUGCAGCAAAGAAAUCAAGCACCAGAGAGGCAGCAGACAAGACCACGGUCACAGACGCCCCAGAGAUCACCCGCAAAACAGAGUCAAGAUAGCGGUGUACGUGAACGCCAUCCUUCCUCACCGCCUAGAUUGAGAGGACAGGGCGACCAACCCACAAGACAACAAGAUAUGUACGAAACAGGCCAGUUGGUGAAUUGGCGAGAUGUGGCGCGGGACUAUGGUGUUGACGUGAACGAUGAUGACUACCCGUAUUUCGGCGUCAUGAACAAUGAACCACAAGUCCAACAGGCUAAUGUUCCUCAGUAUAAGGAUUAUGAUGACCCGAGUGGGGAGCCUGUAGUUGCGAGCUCUGACGCCGAUCUUGUGAUGGAUGCAAAUGGGAUUUAUCGAGAAAUUCCAGAACCCUCUCCAAAAAAACCUCUGUAUCAGUCUCAUAGACGGGCUGCCUCUUUGGAUAAUAGGAAUCGUUCGGGUCCAUCUCGGAACCAGAAUUCUUAUGGAAAGUAUAAUGGAGAUUCUGAGUUAAAUAACAAUGCUGCUCCACCCUCUGCACCUCUGAAGGGUAAUCCACAACUGCGGGAUUCUCCGACCCACAGAUCUGCCUCCAGUAUCGGCCAAAUGUCCUCGGUUAGCCGGACGGAGCCCGAACCAACAGAGAUACCAGCGUAUAACACAAACGAUCAAAUUCCGCCAAAGCUCUCGGCUUCCCAGAUAGCAUACGUUGACAGUCUUAUUGAGAAAUACACAAGAACGUGAAUCGUUCCAAACAUGGGACACAGAACCAGGUGAUAGUUAGAAAAGAACCACAGAUUGUCAAAAGAAGAAGGGACUUUUCGUGAAGAUAAACCGCCAUAUUUUCGUGGCUCUUUCUGUAGAUUUCCACAGAAAAAAAAUUAUUUCUGCUCAUCGAGGUUAUGUGCAAAAUUGGUGGAAAUAAAAGCGCAGCGGAAUAAAACAAAAGCGUCAUUGAAAUGUGGCGGUUCGCUGUUGUGGUGCGAGUAACCAGAUCAAACCUCAGGAACAAAAAAAAAUAUUAUGCGUGCUAUGUCUGGGAUUAGGAAUAGUGCUUUGAUAAUGUUCAGUGACUUUGUAGUGUAGCAGCCUCCAGCCAACUCUGAUUAUUAUUGUAAAAGAAGAACCUUUUUUAGUACAUUCCAGUAGUUAUUUGUUUUUGUGCUGCUGUACUAUUUUAUACUAUGUUUUAUGUGUUUUUAUUCUGAAGGACAUGUAAAAAAGAGCCAAUUUUCAGCACAUAUUAGGUUUUAAAUGUCUGAAUGGGAAAGUGUUAAGGUGCUUCUUGUCUAACGUGGUCUUACAUGUACAUGUAAUCUGGGAAAUUUAUGAACAAACUCUUUUAGAAAUGCACAAAAUUAAGUUUACAAUUCAUUUGUUUUAGCACAAGUACAAUGGGGUUGUACUGAUACCACUGAAAAUACUCUCAUUUCGCCUAUCUAAGACAUAAGAAUAAAUCAACCAGUCUUAGAUCAGUGAAACAAGAGUAUGUAAAUAUCCACUAAUAGUGGACUGUAUGUAUCAUGUGUAUCAAAUAUUUUAUGAGUCAAAAGGUUUUAUAUACAUAAGACAGCUGAGUGUAAUGGUAGAUGUGCCUCUUGUUCUGUUUUGUAUCUAUCUUGUUUUGUUGUUGAUCUUCUAAUGCUUAAUAGGCCACUGACAGUUUCUUCAUUGUUUCUUAUCAAAGUGUUAUUGAUUGUUUAUCAUCAACCAUUGGGAAGUGCAUGGAACCUAAAAUUAGGGGUGCGAUUGUCAACCGGAGAACAUGGGGCCAAGGAAAAGAUGUGACAUGUUUUUGAGCAGUCUGGUUUCAUGUCCUAAGACCAAGUUGAUGUUUAAACUAGUGAUUUACUCUUAUUGGCCUUUGAUACUGCUGCUGUGAAUAUGCCUUCCUUGUUUUAUGCUGUAAUAUAAUAGAAAUUUUUAGAUGGUCUGUAUAAAAGGCUGCUUAUGCAUUGACUGUUAACUUGUGCAGUUUUUCUCUGUUCCGUGUUCGCUUAUGACCUUGUGGCACGCCACACAGACAAUGAACCUUUGUUUUGCUAAUAUUGGGCUUCUGUUGGGCUGUGCUGUGGGACCAGUUCCUCUUUUGACUGGAAAUGUAACGAAUGAACAUUGUCCUUCUUUUACCUACAGAAUUGUUAGUCCACAAGAGGACAGUCAAUGGAUAAUCAACCUUAGGGGAAAAUCAAAUUUAUUUCACGAUGUGUCAUUUGAAAGAUGUUUUGUAAUAUUUGUAAGUUAACUACUUCAGAGAAGAUGCCUUGUCUGAAGUGAAUCUGUCACAUUUUUUGCCUUAUCAUACAUUUUCUCUGUGAAAGGCUUCUCAAUCGUUCUGAAGUUACCCUCCAAAGAUUUGGCAUUCAAGCACUUUCAAAAGAAAACAGGGAUGUAGUGGCAUGUUCUUUUUAGCUUGGUAGAAAGUGGUAUGAACACACUCCUGUAGAAAGUGGUAUGAACACACUCCUGUAGAAAGUGGUAUGAACACACUCCUGUAGAAAGUGGUAUGAACACAUUCUUGUAGAAAAUGGAAGAACACAUUCUUGUAGAAAGUGGAAAGAACACAUUCUUAAAGUGAUACUAUGAUGUGAUUUACAACUUUGCGGAAAUACGUCCGUUUUUAAUUGUUGAUCACAAAUGUAAAGCUCAAAUUUUCCAUUUUUGAUUAGAUUUAUUAUAAAAUCGCUGAAUGUAAACCACCGCGACUGCGAAAAUGUUCAUGUUGUGACGUCAUCAACGAAAACGGCAUCGAAGCGAGCCGUCCGGGUGGGAUUAAACCAUCAAUUUCUAGAAAAUGUGCAUUUCGAUUCGAAAACCUUACCGAUUUAUGAGAAAGUGAUGUAGUCAUUUGUCAAAAACAGCUAAAACAUUAUAUGGUGAAAUUUGACACGAGCUACCCUUUAAAGCACUCCAAUAAGUUGGUUCUCUGAUGCUCCAUAACCUUACUGCUGGCAGUAAGCACUUGUGCCUUCCUACGUGAUGACCUAAAACAUGUUAUUGUUAACAGUCUGGCUAGUGCAUGAUACUGAUAAUCGUUUGGAGUUUGAACACCAUUGUGGAUGCGGGCAUCCAAAAGUUACGGAGCAGUGAAACUAAUAAAGGAACUAAAAACAGCCGUACAAUCUAUUAUAUGUUUUAUUAACAACCAGUUUUAUCUGCUCCAAACCUCUCCAUUCCCCAAUGUUUCCCUCUGCAUAAAGCCUUCAAAUACCUAUAGCUUCAUCACAGUACCCCUCCUCUUUGAAAAAGGGUCCGUCCAGAUUUUUAACAUAUUUAUCAUUCCUAUAUCCAAAAGACACCUGUUGUACUUAGUUUUGUAUUUUCAUAAUGUUAGUUUUUUGAACAGAAUGGAUUUAAUGAGAAUGUUUUAUUGUUUAACCCUUUCGCUGCCACAACCGGAAUGUACCAGAUUCGUACACUGAGCCUGCGCUGAUCUGUACCACUGUUGUAGUAUGUACUAAAUCAUGCCGCAGUUCCAGUUUGGUUCCCCCUGGAAAAACAAGAUGGCAGCACUGUCUUCUAUUCAGUGUGGGCCAGGGGUACCGGUACUAUGAAUCCCCUGUGGAAGUGUCAGAAGUUUUGUUUUUGAAAGAGAACAAUCGUGAUUUUCAUGGAGAAAGCUUAAAUUUCGUAUAAUAGUUAGAAAUCUUGAUUUUCAUAUCAUGUAUGAUAUUUUCAUAUAUAUUGAAAAGUCAUGACUUUUCAAUGGAAGUUUUGAAUUUCAAUUGAAAAUUUAGUUUUUCAUGCAUUUUUUGUUUUUGAAAGAGAAUAAUUGUGAUUUUCAUGGAGAAAGCUUAAAUUUCGUAUAAUAGUUAGAAAUCUUGAUUUUCAUAUCAUGUAUGAUAUUUUCAUAUAUAUUGAAAAGUCAUGACUUUUCAAUGGAAGUUUUGAAUUUCAAUUGAAAAUUUAGUUUUUCAUGCAUUUUUCAAUCAAAACAGGACAGAAGGGUUUUCGGAUUUCCAUAUCUGUGAGAAUUUGUGUCUUCAAAUUUUGUACUUAACUGGGUUAUAUGGUGCCUUGUGUAAUUAUUGCCUAAAAAAAUUAUAUAUUUUACUUGAAAAAGCUUCAUCUGUCAAUUUCAGAAUCGUUAAUAUUGUAUCUGAUUUGUUUAUUUACUAUUUUGUGUAAGGUUAAAAUGCACUUUUUCCACCUUCCUCUUAAAUUUUGCCAAAAAAUUAGUGAAGCUUCAUUGUAACAGAAAUUAUUGUGAUGCAACAAGAGUCCAGCUGGUGUCAUAGUUAAACGAUAUUUCAUAAUUUAUACUAUUUAUUAUAAAUUAGAACUAUUUAUCAUUUGUAGGUAACAUCUAGGGAUUUAAUAAACUA